Messenger RNA from Ctenocephalides felis (cat flea), 2437 nucleotides. RefSeq lists its product as uncharacterized. The record is from RefSeq and is a predicted model, not a curated record. Gene Ontology annotation, cellular component: nucleus. Bases 277 to 1464 code for a protein of 395 amino acids. NCBI's taxonomy places the organism in Eukaryota, Metazoa, Arthropoda, Insecta, Siphonaptera, Pulicidae. Gene Ontology annotation, molecular function: DNA binding; DNA-binding transcription factor activity. Gene Ontology annotation, biological process: regulation of DNA-templated transcription; circadian rhythm. The transcript is spliced from 2 exons.
CGCGGAUCGAGGAUCGUCAGUUAUUUAAAUAUUACGAUAUUACAUGGUCUUGUGCAAUAUUACAUUGUGUGGAAAUAAUUAAAACGUUCAAGUGAAAUUAACAUUUAAAACUAUUUUUUAUAAAUUUUGUGUUUUGUGUGUGACAUUGUGCACUGUCGUUGAUAAACGACAAAUUAAGUGAGUUUUGUAGAAAUUCUACGAGUGCGACACACAUUGGCUAUUUAUUUGGAAAACGUUAAAUUAAAACCUUUAAAAAUUGAUGUGUUAAGACAACACAUGAUGGUGGCGGAAUUCGUCGCCAGACAGCAGAGUGCUUCCCCCGUGAACGGAGAGACCGCGCACAGCCACAACGCGGCCGGCAACAUGACAGACUCGCACGGCCACUCGCACAGCCACAGCCACUCGCACAUCCCGGUGGGCUACGUCCACGACGGCGGAUCACCAGGAUCCCCAGGCUCCGAUUCCUUCAGCCACCAGAACGGACAAUACGACAUGGCCGCUCAUCUCAAACGCAAAGAACUAUUCUCACAGCGCAAACAACGCGAAUUUAUUCCCGAUAACAAAAAGGACGACAGCUAUUGGGAUAGGCGGCGUCGCAACAACGAGGCGGCCAAGAGGUCCCGUGAGAAGCGAAGAUUCAAUGACAUGAUCUUAGAACAACGUGUUGUAGAAUUGAGCAAAGAAAACCACGUCCUCAAGGCACAAUUAGAUGCCAUCAAAGAUAAAUAUAACAUAUGCGGCGAAAGUGUGAUCAGCGUCGACCAAGUUCUAGCCACACUGCCGUCCAACGAGCAAGUAUUGAGUAUAACAAAACGCGCAAAAUUGUCAAAUGCCGCUAACGGUGGUGGCCAACAACUUCUCUACCCUCAAAGUCCAAGUCCAGCAGGUCCCACGCAUCCAAACGCUGCCAUGGGUUUCCAAUCAACCAGUCCGGCGCUAAGUGUUAUAAAUCAAAGCGCUUACCGUGGGUUAGAAAGCGAGCAAGAACUUUUUGUGACGUCUCCCGUCGCACAUUAUCCAUACGAGGCCGCCUCCAGUGCCUUGAAUCUGUCUCGAAGGGCUCCUUCGCCCUACGAGGUGUCAAGUGGGUCAGGUGACGAGGCACAUUCCAUGUUAGCCGAACCCAAUAAUAGUUUACCACUUAAAUUACGUCACAAGUCUCAUCUGGGAGACAAAGACGCAGCAAGUGCUUUACUGGCUCUGCAGCAUAUUAAGCAAGAGCCAGGAGCGCGCUGCAGUCCGCCAUGGGACACGGAAGGCUCUAGUGAUGAACGUGAUUCGGGCAUAUCCUUGGGAGGCGAAUGGGCACUCAGGACUAGACAGCGUGACCAGCCCAGUACUCUUCCACCUGUCAUAGAUGCAGAUGAUGAUGAGGGACAUCUUAAAAGCGAAUUGGCUCGCCUUGCUUCUGAGGUGGCCACGCUUAAAAGCAUGAUAAACAGCAACAAACCCAAUGUCGAAUGACCAUUGCUGAACUAAAUCGUCAUACCUUGCAGCUUGAAUUUACGAUCAUCAUCUGGCCACUGCAUAUUCAGCCUCUAAAUUUAUCUUACCGUGUAGUUUAUAAAGAAUAUUUAUAUACAGUUGUCUAUAUGUAAGUUUGUAUUUAUUAAAAAUUAACAUAGUCAUUGGAAUGAAUAGGAUCAUCAUAUAAGUAUGAGAUGUAGUUGAGAAGAUACUAACAAUAUUGCCUUAAGUAUGGACAGUUUUAAAGGCAACUGUUAAAAAGUGAUUUUAUAUUUACCUAAUUAAGUUUUAUUUAUUUUAUGUGAUUAUUUAUCAACACGAAACAUUUGAAAUUUCGUAUGUAAUGAAUAAGUUAAUUAUAUUCUUAAUGUUAUUGCAAUUAAGGACAGCUGGAUACUUUUCAUUAAUUCUAAAGACAAUAAUAAGACUAAUGAAAAGACGUUUGAAACCUGUGCUUAUGACGAGAACUACAACUACUAAAGUAUAUGACAUCGCACUAUGUGUUUUUGAUGAAUAAUAUUAUUACAUUUUUAUUUAUGUUACCUUUUAUUACCGCUGGCGGUCGGGUUUCAUUUUGAGAAGCUUUGGUUGACUGAGUAUUAAUGAAAAGCAUACAACUGUCCUUUUUAGGUUCACAUGAUAAAAACAGUUAAAAUAGAAGUGAUUGAUUUAUUUUCCCAGUUUGUGAUUUGAUUUGAAAGUUCCAUCGUACUGCUUUUUAAUAAAGCGGAUUGUGAGUUUACUCCUUAGCAGUGUAAAAUAUAUAUAAUUUGAUAUAGAUAUUAUAUUAGUUUCCAAUCAAUGACUGUUAUAAAUUGACAAUCGCACAUAUACCAAAAGAAACGAGUAGAUUUCGCAAUCAUUCACAGUCAAGAAAAGUCAGAGGGGAAUUGUACCAAGUUAUAAAUUCACGAAAUGUUUAUUUGUUUUCAAUACGAGUGAUUUCUUUAUUGUUAUUUUGUUCUGAACG